UCAUCUUGAUCUAAAAGUUUAGUAAUUGUUGCUAAGGGGUAAAAUAUAUGUAAUUAUUUCAUAAGAAUUCAUUCAUUGCUUAACGACUAUAUAUAUUGAACACUUGGCAGUUUCGUUCGGUUGUUGAUUUUUCUUUGUUUUAUAUGAUUUGAUGAAAUGCAAUAAUGAAGCUGGUUGUGAUAGCUGUAAUAUUGCUCUUGCUUGAACAAAUUGUUGCGAAGAAAUGUUCUGAAGCACCGGGUGUUGAUGGCUGUAGUAUACCAGACUGGAUACCAAACAAGAAUAAGUUCAAACCAGCAUGUUAUAAGCAUGACGUCUGCUACGCCUGUGGAACUGCCCUGGAUGUAAACCGUAUAACGUGUGAUAGAAGAUUUCUGUUUAACUGUUAUGAACGGUGUGGGGACAAAACAAACUGUAGACGUGUUGCUGGCUGGUACUACAAGGCGGUGAGAUGGUUUGGAGCGUUCGCAUACCAAACAGUGUCACCAGAAUGGUGUACAGAAGACUGGGUUUCUGAAUGUAUGCUGUAAAACUAAUAAUAUAUAUAUUAUAUAUAUAUGAAUAAUUUCUUUCUUGUUCAUACUCAAAAUGCCGUCGAAAAUCAAAAUGAAUGGAAGAGGUCUUCACUGUUUAUAUCUUUAUUUAACUUGCUAUCAUUUGGGUUUAUUAUAUACUCUCUAGAAAAUUGGUUGUUGACCAACCUUUUAAACAAUGAUAUUUUGAGAAGAUAUUUAAUAAUUCAGCCUUCUGUCACACACCAACCGCUAUACGUUAUG
Messenger RNA from Ruditapes philippinarum (Manila clam), 776 nucleotides. RefSeq lists its product as uncharacterized. Lineage: Eukaryota; Metazoa; Mollusca; Bivalvia; Venerida; Veneridae. The coding region runs from base 165 to 530 and encodes 121 amino acids. The transcript is spliced from 3 exons. The record is from RefSeq and is a predicted model, not a curated record. Gene Ontology annotation, biological process: arachidonate secretion; phospholipid metabolic process. Gene Ontology annotation, molecular function: A2-type glycerophospholipase activity.